Molecule: messenger RNA, 831 nt
Organism: Gadus macrocephalus (Pacific cod)
Lineage: Eukaryota; Metazoa; Chordata; Actinopteri; Gadiformes; Gadidae
Product: C-type mannose receptor 2-like
Exons: 5
Coding region: 97-774 (225 amino acids)
Source: RefSeq, a predicted model, not a curated record
AGUACCUAUAGGGAAAGAAAACCAUGGUGGAGGGUCCAGCUUCCUGGCGUGUACAAGGUGGCAGAGAUCGAGGUCACCGCCUUCAAAGAAUCUAAUAUGAAGUGGAUCAAUGCACAAAUCCUCAUUGGAAACUCACCGGAGAACAAUGGCAACAACAAUCCCAGGUGUGCCAACGUCUCCAAAGACAAUUUAAUUCAAAGCUUCCAGUGCGGGGGAAUGGAGGGGCGUUUCAUCAACAUAUACCAGCCCUGCGGAGUAGACCUUUUGGAGUUGCUUGAGGUCAAAGUGUACGGAGAGUUGGUGACAGUGCCUCCUCCAGCCUCGAGCACCACCCUGGUGAUGGGGAGGAACGUCACCCUGGUGAUGGGGAGGCGGCUGUGCUGGUCCGACGCCCUGCUCUACUGCAGAGACUAUCACUCUGACCUGCUGAGCAUCAGGGGCCCAGGGGAGCAGGAGAUGGUCCAGCAGCUGGUGGCGCGUGCCUCCCUCCCACUGACCAGCCACCUUUGGGUCGGCCUGCACAGGACCUAUUUCAAAAGCUCCUGGUUUUGGAUGACCGGUGAUCGAAUGGGCUUCACCAAAUGGGAACAAGAAGACCCCCGCGCCCAACCAGAGCAUAGCUGUGGUGGAAUGGCCAGGAUGGACCCUUCCACAUGGAGCCGACGCUACUGUGAUGAGCACCUUAAUUUCAUCUGUGUUACAGGUGGAGAUGAAGUACAGGCCAAGGUGCACUUUUAUAGUUCCACAAGACCACAUAACCUUUGUGGUUAUUAGUGUUGUUUCUGAUUGCUAUAGCUAGCAGCUAGCUACCUGGCUCUAUCCUUAUUAGUA